Molecule: messenger RNA, 4482 nt
Organism: Callithrix jacchus (white-tufted-ear marmoset)
Lineage: Eukaryota; Metazoa; Chordata; Mammalia; Primates; Cebidae
Gene: VPREB3
Product: V-set pre-B cell surrogate light chain 3
Source: RefSeq, a predicted model, not a curated record
GGGAGGGCAGAGAAGGGGAGAGAAAGCAGGGGAGGGGAGAGUAGGGGAGGGGAGGGGCGAAAAGUGCCAUUGGAAAGAUAGUUUGUGGCCAGAUGGUGGCUCACACCUAUAAUCCCAGCACUUUGGGACACGGAGGCAGGUGGAUCCCCAGAGGUCAGAAUUUUGAGACCAUUCUGACCAACAUGGUGAAACCCUGUCUUUACUAAAAACACAAAAGAGUUAGCUGGGCAUGCUGGUGAGUGCGCCUGUAAUCCUAGGUAGUCAGGAGGCUGAGACAGGAGAAUCGCUUGAAGCUGGGAGGUGGAGGUUGCAGUGAGCUGAGAUUGUGCCACUUGUACUCUAGCCUGGACAACAGAGCGAGACUGUCUCAAAAAAAAAAGAAAAGAAAAGAUAGUUUGAAGCCAGGCGCAGUGGCUCACGCCUGUAAUCCUAGCACUUUGGGAGGCCAAGGUGGGUGGAUCACCUGAGGCCAGGAGUUCAAGACCAGUCUGGCCAUCAUGGUGAAACCCCAUCUUUAAAAAAAAAGAAAAAGAAAAGAAAAGAUAGUUUGUUACUCAAAUUUCCCCAAAAAAGGGAGUACACUUCCACACAGGAAGCACCCACAGUUGAUGGGCAGGCAGAGGGGGAGGGAGGAGCUGUGGGCGAGGGCCUCUAUUGUGGUUUCCAAGGCUGGGCAGGCCAGGAUUAGGAAUGAAUAAUUAAAGUGGAUUCUGGGGCACAGGCUGUCCCUAGUUGUCUGAUACAUGGCCCUGGAGAGAUUAGGGAGUAGAAGAGCAGAAUAAAGAAUGGGGUUGAGGGGUUUGGGAUUAGUUGGCUUGAGUUUGAAAAGCAUGCUUUUGCUGGUCAGGUGCGGUGGGUGGUGGCUCACCCCUGUAACGUCAGCACUUUGGGAGGCCAAGACAAGCAGAUCACGAUGUCAGGAGAUGAAGACCAUCCUGGCUAACACAAUGAAACCCCAUCUCUACUAAAACCACAAAAAAUUAACCAGGCAUGGUGGCACGCACCUGUAGUCCCAGAUACUCAGGAGGCUGAGGCAGGAGAAUUGCUUGAACUCAGGGGGCAGAGGUUGCAGUGAGCCACUGUACUCCAGCCUGAACGACAGAAUGAGACUCCUCCAUCUCAAAAAAAAAAACAAACAAAAAACAAAAACCCAACAAAACAAAAAAAGCAUGCUUUCAGAAGAGUUAUUUACUAUCAUGGCUGGGUGAGGUGGCUCAUGCUUUCAUCCCAGCACUUUGGGAGGCUGAGUCUGGUGGAUCAUUUGACAUCAGGAGAUGCAGACCAGCUCAGUCAACAUGGUGAAAUCCCACCUCUACUAAAAAUACAAAAAGAAUUAGCCAGUCAUGGUGGCACAUACCUAUAAUCCCAGCUACUCGGGAUGCUGAGGCAGGAAAAUCGCUUGAACUUAGGAGGCAGAGGUCGCAGUGAGUGGAGAUGGUGCCAUUGCACUCCAGGCUGGGCGACAAGAGAGACUCUGUCUCAAAAAAAUAGAGUUAUUUACUAUUUAUAGGGACUGGGUAACCCUGGGAGGGUGAGUCCCUCAAUGGUCGACAAGGCCCCAGAUUACAGAGCAUUGGAAUGCAGAAAAUAAAUGACACGGUUAAUCUACCCUCUGCGGCCAGCACUGAGCAAACAGGUGUCAUCUUUGCAUUUUCACAAUCCUCAGGCCGACUAUGCUUAACUUCAAGUUCCAGAUAAGAAAACCGAGGCACAGUUGGGGGAAGUAACUUGGCUGAAGUCAUGCAGUUAAGAAGAGCAGGAGCUGGGAUUCAAACCCAAGUUCAAAACCACCUCAGUGGCAGGGUGCGGCGGCUCACACCUGUAAUCCCAGCACUUUGGGAGGCCAAGGUGGGUGGAUCACAAGGUCAAGAGAUCGAGACCAUCCUGGUCAACAAGGUGAAACCCCGUCUUUACUAAAAAUACAAAAAUUAGCUGGGCAUGGUGGCUCGUGCCUAUAGUCCCAGCUACUCGGGAGGCUGAGGCAGGAGAAUUGCCUGAACCAAGGAGGCGGAGGUUGCAGUGAGCUGAGAUCGUGCCAUUGCACUCCAGCCUGGGUAACAAGAGUGAAACUCCAUCUCAAAAAAAAAAAAAAAAAAACCACCUCAGCUACUUGGAAUCCUGGCAAAUUAAAAAGGUUGUGACAAUGUCAAUUCCUGGUGAGGAUGCGAAGUCACUGUAAACUCUCUUAAUCUGCUGGUGGAAGCGUAGAUUGGUACAAACACAUGGGGAACCCUGGAAGACUUAGUAAAGCUAAAUGUAUUGUUUCCUUGCCAUCCGGCAGCUCCAUUCCUGGGUGUCUAUCCAGCACAAAUAGACCGAAAGACAUUGACAGAGACGUUCACAGAAGUUUUAUUUGUAAUGGCCAAAGACUGGAGAGCAUCCAAAUGUCUAAUAAUAGGAGAAUGGAGAAACUGAUUAUGAUGCAUUUACACAAUGGAUUACACACAGCUAUGGCCGUGAAUGAAAUAUUGCUGCACACACAUGGAUCACUCUCAUAAUGUUCAACAAAAGAAACAGGCACAGAAGAGGACACAGUUGAAGUUCUAGAGCAGGCAAAAACUAGUUAACGUGAUAGAAGUCAGAAUGAUGAUUCCCUUCAGGGUGCGGAUCGUUGUUAACUGAGGGGAUCUCAGGGGAGAUGGAGGUGUUUUUUUUUUUUUUUUUUUUUUUUUUUGAGACGGAGUUUCCCUCUUGUUACCCAGGCUGGAGUGUGCAAUGGCGCAAUCUCAGCUCACCACAACCUCCACCUCCUGGGUUCAGGCAAUUCUCCUGCCUCAGCCUUCCAAGUAGCUGCGACUACAGGCGUGCGCCACCAUGCCCAGCUAAUUUUUUUGUAUUUUUAGUAGACACAGGGUUUCACCAUGUUGACCAAGAUGGUCUCCAUCUCUUGACCUUGUGAUCCACCCACCUCAGCCUCCCAAAGUGCUGGGAUUACAGGCUUGAGCCACCGUGCCCUGCCGGAGAUGUUCUUUUUUUGAGGUGGAGUCUCGCUCUUUCACCCAGGCUGGAGUGCAGUGGUGAGAUAUUGGCUUACUGCAACCUCUGCCUCCUGGGUUCAAGUGAUUCUCCUGACUUAGCCUCUCCAGUAGUUGGGACUACAGGGACACAUCACCAGCCUCAGCUAAUUUUUGUAUUUUUAGUAGAGAUGGGGUUUCACCAUGUCAGCCAGGCUGGUCUCAAACUCCUGACAGGUGAUCCACCUGCCUUGGCCUCCCAAAGUGUUGGGAUUACAGGCAUGAGCCACUGAGCUCAGCCGAGAUGUUCUAAAUCUUGAUCUGGGUGGAGGUUGCAGAGGUCUGUGUGUCUGUGUACUUGCAUGUGCAGGGGCAUACGUAUGUAUACAUAAAAUCACCAAGCUUGGCUAGGCGCGGUGGCUCACGCCUAUAAUCCCAGCACUUUGGGAGGCUGAGGCGGGUGGAUCACGAGGUCAAGAGAUCGAGACCAUCCUGGUCAACAAGGUGAAACCCCAUCUCUACUAAAAAUACAAAAAUUAUCUGGGCAUGGUGGUGCGCGCCUAUAGUCCCAGCUACUUGGGAGGCUGAGGCAGGAGAAUUGCUUGAACCCAGAAGGCGGAGGUUUCGGUGAGCUGAGAUCGUGCCAUUGCACCCCAGUCUGGGUAACAACAGCGAAACUCUGUUUCAGAAAAAAAAAAAAAAAAAAUCACCAAGCUAUACACUUAAGAUUUAUGUACUUUAUUGUAUGCUACUUGUGCCUCAAUAAAAAAGUAUAUUUCUACCUGCUGUACCUGCAUGUGAAGACGUCUGGGCUCCUGUUCUCAGAUGGCCUUGUGGAGCCAGGACCCUGAUAUUUGGGAAGAUAGGGCCUAGCCAUUGGCCCCAGUUCCGCCCCUCCUUCCUCAGUCAUUAGGCUGAUUUGCAUGCUCUGUUGUGGUCCAGUGGCCUUCCCAGCCCUGUGCCCCAAAGCGCCUGGAGCAUAUAGCUUUGCAGAACUCCUUGCCUGCCUCCCUGCCUCUGGCCAUGGCCUGCUGGUGCCUCAGCCUCCUUCUGAUGGGGACUUUAAUGUCAGCUUCCCAGCCAGUCCUGGCCCAGCCGGAUGCACUGCUGGUCUUCCCAGGCCAAGUGGCUCAACUCUCUUGCACGCUCAGCCCCCAGCACGUCACCAUCGAGGACUACGGUGUGUCCUGGUACCAGCAGCGGGCAGGCAGUGCCCCUCGAUAUCUCCUCUACUACCGCUCAGAGGAGGAUCACCACCGGCCCACUGACAUCCCUGACCGAUUCUCAGCAGCCAAGGAUGAAGCCCACAAUGCCUGUGUCCUCACCAUCAGCCCUGUGCAGCCGGAGGAUGACGCAGAUUACUACUGCUCUGUUGGCUACGGCUCUGGUCCCUAGGGGUGGGGUGUGAGACGAGUGCCUCCCGUCUGCCUCCCAUUUCUGUCCCUGACCUUGGGCCCCUUUUUAACUUUCUGCGAGCCUUGCUUCCCCUCUGUAAAAUGGGUUAAUAACAUUUAACAUGUCAGCAACA